GUGAAACAGAUUUAUUAUCAAUACUUCUUUUUACCUUGUUUACCAUGAAGUUCCUUUCGGCAAUCUCACUUGUAAUAUCUAGUGCAGCUCUUGUUCAUUCAUUUCAACAUGAGUUUACUGUACAAAGACCUGUACCGAUCGAACUUUUUGUAAUGAGCAAAUGUCCAGACAAGGUCUACUGCGAAUCAGUCAUUGCUCAAGUCUUGGAAGAGGUUAGAGUACCAGUAACACUAUCGAUUGAUUAUAUUGGCACAACCGACAAAUAUGAUCCUUUGAGAACUACAUGUAUGCAUGGCCCUUCUGAGUGUUUGGGAAAUAAGCAAGAACUAUGCUUCAAACGCUUAAACCCUGAUAUCAAAUCAUGGUUUCCCUUUGACCUUUGUUUAAACAGAAAUUAUGAUAAGAUAGGAACAAGCGAUAGUUUAUUCAGAGCAUGUGUUAACGAACAAGGAAAGAAUGCCAAUGCUGUUCAUUCGUGUGCCACAAGUCAAUUCGGUGCUCGUCUUUUGUCCGAAUCAGUCCAGCACACAAAAAGUCUUGGUAUCCGUAAGAGCUGUACCAUUUUCAUCAAUCACAAAUUGCGCUGUGUCAGGGACGGCGAGUGGAAGGACUGUGAAGGAGGAUACAAGGUCUCUGACUUUGUACAGACCAUUGAAGAUUCCUACUAUCAAAAUGAAGUCUAGAAAAUAAAAAUAAAAUUGACCAUAUGAGAAUC
This is a messenger RNA of Phycomyces blakesleeanus NRRL 1555(-), 715 nucleotides long. RefSeq lists its product as hypothetical. The record is from RefSeq and is a predicted model, not a curated record. The transcript is spliced from 6 exons. Gene Ontology annotation, molecular function: oxidoreductase activity, acting on a sulfur group of donors, disulfide as acceptor. The coding region runs from base 45 to 683 and encodes 212 amino acids. Lineage: Eukaryota; Fungi; Mucoromycota; Mucoromycetes; Mucorales; Phycomycetaceae.